This is a messenger RNA of Seminavis robusta, 1344 nucleotides long. The record is from the annotation of a GenBank genome assembly. NCBI's taxonomy places the organism in Eukaryota, Bacillariophyta, Bacillariophyceae, Naviculales, Naviculaceae.
AUGACAAGGACAAGCCCCCGAUCCAGCGGCCAUGAAUUGCCACAAAUGCCAGCGGCAUUGGAAUCUUAUCAACAAGAGCGGCCGCUGGGCCCGGGAAUGUCCAAAAUUCUGGCCCAACAGAGAUUGAGUGCUGUGGAUUACGAUGGUGAAGAGAUGAAGAGACGAACAAGAAUUGCCUAUAUGGUGCUCGGUGCGGUGCUGCUGUGCAUUUACUUUAUUCUGUUGAAAAAGCACGUCUUUCCCAUGUUCAUGCGGCGUCAUCACGAAGAUCCAGCAGUGUCCAUGGAAGGAGACAUUCGAGGUGGCUCAUUGCGUGUAGAUGAUAGAGACGAUAUUGUCGUGACCUCAUCCCCUGGCUUCCUCCAACCUUUCACCGGUGAACAAGAUUGCAAUGAUGGUUUCUACUCCGAACGAACGCUACAAAGAUCUUAUGAGUUGAGUUUUGCAGCCCUGUUCAAAGACACCAAAGGACAAAAGAAGUAUGAGGCCUCUGAUGUCAUCUUGGUGGAUGGAUACGCAUAUGCGGUGUGUGACAAUUCAUGGGCUAUUUCGGCUUUUGUUGAUGACCUGAGACCUUUCUCCCCGGAAAAUAAGCAAAUUGGCGACCCUAACAGAGAAACUGAGGACUCUGGCUACGAGGCACUCUUUCACGACAAUGGCACUUUCUAUGUCCUCCGCGAGUCAGUAUUUCAUGUGGAGAAAGGCGACUUUCAUGCCAUUAUUGAAGAGUUGACACUGGGAAAAGAUGACUAUGAGAUUCAAGCAGCAUGUCGUUCCGAGUUUGUGUUCGAGGGCACGAGCAAGGGCUUUGAAGGCGUGCUGCCUAUUCGGGACAUCUCUAAUGAACUAGUGGUGUUGGCCCUCUGUGAGGGAAAUCAUUGUUCCGAAUCCAAAAAGUUUGAUCGUGGUCACGGCAUACUUGUAGCUAUGAAAAAAACUGUCGCAGAGGACGGAGUAACCUGCAGAUGGGAUACCAUUCGCCAAGUCAAUAUCCCCUCGUCGGCCAAUUUCAAAGACUAUUCGGCAAUCACCAUGGAUGAAGCAGGUCGUGUGGCUAUUUCGUCUCAAGAAGACAGUGCAAUCUGGGUUGGGACUUUGCUCGGCAAAGACGAGAGAACUGGUCUUUGGGAUCUCGACACUCUGCAUUUCGACCAAGAGGGGGGAACAGUCUACUCGUUCCCCAAGAAUGACAACUGUGAAACAAUAUACUGUAACAUUGAGGGCAUUCAUUGGAUCAACCCUGAGAUGAUCAUUGCUGUCUCUGACAAGAUGAAGAGCCGGGGAGGACAAGACUUCCGAUGUUUUGAUAAGGACCAAAGUGUCCAUGUGUUUGUGUUGCCUUGA